UUCUUCUUCAUCCAAGUCCACCAAGUCACAGAAGAAAAAUGAUCCGAUGGCGACAGUCGAUAAUGACGGACUCGUCUUCUACCCGGCCUUCUGCUUCAGGGCGUCGCCAACGCAUUUCGCCUGGGUAAAAAUGGCGGCUGUAGAUGUGCAUCGACUUAGGAAGAGAUAUGGGUUUGACGGUAUGGGCCAAAACAUCUUCUUCUACUACAACCAUCCAAUCCGCUUCGUCCAACUGGCAGGCAUCAUCGUCGCCAGAACAGAAGUGCCCAGACGGACUGUGCUCACACUCGACGAUAGCAGUGGCGCGACAGUCGACAUUGUCGUUCUGAAAAAGGAAGACGCACCUGUAUCUGUAUCAACGGGAUCAGGGCGGGUAUGUGAAGAUGACGAAACCCCAUCAUCAGCAGCAGCAAAGCAGACGCAGCCAAAAACAGAAAUGCACCUAGCAUCAACCACCAAAACAGACCUAGACAUCAGCACCCUCCACCCAGGGACAGUAAUAAAAGUCAAAGGCACACUCUCCACAUUCCGAUCCGCAAUGCAACUCCAACUCGAGCGCUUCUUCGCCGUCCCCGACACAAACGCCGAAAUGCAGUUCCUGGAUCAGCGCAUCCGGUUUCUCGUCGAUGUGCUCUCCACGCCGUGGUAUUUGAGCGACGAGGAGAUCGACCAGCUCCGCUUGGCGGCGGAGGAAGAGGAAGAGAGGGUCGAGGGGGAGCGGGAGCGGGCGCUGAAAAGGCAGCGGCGACGUGCGGAGCGGGAGGAGAAGGAUCAGAGGCGGAUUCAGAGAAUGUGGGAGGCUGAGGAGAGGAAGAGGGAGAAGGAGGCAAGUUCGGUUAAGGAUGCUGGGUUGAGGGUUAUGCGGGAUAUUGAGAUGAGGAAACGCGCGAGGGAGAUGUGACCUCACUCCCUGCCUUUUAUGCCUCUUAUUUUGAUAUUGUUUUUCUAGCAUUGCGUGGCGUUGGGAUAUAUCCUUUCAACAGCAUGAUAUAUAAAUGACUCUAAACCAUCAAUUUUAUACAGAAAGCACAUGCUAAACAUGAUACAUGAGUCGUCACCAGUCAUCACCAAAAGAAACGAACGCUAUGGAUAUCUUCCUUCCUUCCUUUGUAAACAGGCGCCAAACCAAAGCAAACAAGCAAAGCAAAUGCACCUAACCAUUUCCCUCCUAAUGAUUUUCCCUCUGCGUACGUACGCCCUAUAAAAUAUCACCGGUAGGUAUAUGUUUUGUAGUCAUAAGCCCCACCGACUGGACCACCACUGCCACCACCUUGGCUGCCGAGUAUACCUCGGUAGUAAUCUUCAUCAUCGACAGCCCAGGUUCCUCUGUGAGGAAGAUGAUCGUGGUAUUUGCUCUUUUCGCGUUCUCUUUCCC
Molecule: messenger RNA, 1375 nt
Organism: Aspergillus wentii DTO 134E9
Lineage: Eukaryota; Fungi; Ascomycota; Eurotiomycetes; Eurotiales; Aspergillaceae
Product: OB-fold domain-containing protein
Exons: 2
Coding region: 47-901 (284 amino acids)
Source: RefSeq, a predicted model, not a curated record